UGCACUUGUACACAUUUUACGUUUUGGCGGCACACGGGUGAAGGAAAUAGCCACAACAAGUCACCAGAAAAAGACGGCAGCAGGAUUUCGACAAACCAACAUGAUGAGGUUAGCUGUGAUCGGCUUGAUUUGCUCAUUGGCACUAUCGGAAGCUGUGAAGCUUGACAUGGGGUUUGUAAAGAAAACCCCGCCGGGACAGGCAAAAAUCAGAGAGGCCAAAAACCCCAAGAAUGCCAUAGAAGGAGAAUACAUUGUUGCCAUGAAGAAAGGCAAGGAUAAGGCCCAAGUUAAAAGCCACAAGCAGGUAGUUAAGAAUACACUUGGCGUCUCCGAUAUUGACGUUGAUAGUCCCGUGUAUAAUCUCCCUGGAAGAAGUUACUACAAACUGAAAGUUUUGAAUAAAGGGAGAAUUAAAAGCAUCCUGAGGAGUUUGGCAGAUUAUGGAGACGACAUCGACUACAUCGAGCCCAAUUUAAAGGUUCAAGCUGCUGGAACUGAAAUAAAUCGUAAUGAGUUUGACUGGUUCUUAGACCGCAUUGAUCAAAGGGAUGGAAAAUUAGAUAGCACGUUUAGAACAGAAGAAUUCAGGUCACCAGUGGACGUUUUUGUUCUGGAUACUGGGAUAAAUCGAGACCACAGGGGUUUUCAAAACAGAGUGAAAUGGGCGCACAACUGCGUGGAUGGCAAUGUGAACACGUGGCACGUUCCUGAUACUCAUGGACACGGUUCUAUAGUAGCAGGACUGAUAGCUUCUGUUAGCAAGGGCAGCAUUUUGAAUGCAGUGAAGAUUCUAGACGAAAAUGGAUCCGGAGACAUCUACACUCUACUCUGUGGGCUAGAUUACAUAGCUAGUAGACUGACGGGCGAAGGUGCAGAUUCCACCCACGGAUCUAAAUCAGUAAUCAACUUAUCCGUAACAACAAAUGAGUAUUCGAUUGCAAUCAGUGACGAAAUGCAGAAAUUCGUCGAGAAAUUCAAAGCUAUCCCAGUGGCAGCCGCCGGGAACAACAACGUCUCUGCUUGCGACAUUUAUCCUGCAGGCUCCAACUAUUCAAUAUCUGUCGGUUGCUCUGGGCGUAAUGAUGACUUUUGUGAAAAUACGAAUUAUGGUCCUUGUGUUGACAUCUUGGCACCGGGCUCCAGUAUACGUGGUUUUAAGUCAACGCAAAACAGUGGAUAUUACAGCGGUUAUACUGGAACGUCGUUCUCCACCGCUCUCACGUCGGGGGUUAUAGCGGAGUACCUGAGUAAGCAGGUUGACCUGCCAGGCUUUGAAGAUGUAAGACAAUGGCUCAUUGACAUGUCCACCAAGAACCAGAUUAGCUUUCAGGCUAGUCCAUGGGCCUCAGACACGCCCAACCGCUUGUUGUAUCAUCCUUCUUGUUAGACUACUGACGUGUGGUCGCUGUGCCCCAAGCAAGUGUCUUAUCGCUGACUGAAGCUUUUCUUCGUGUAAAGUGCUAUACAUCUUCACUUUUGUCAAAUGUGUUGGAUAAAUGACAUUCAUUUGGAUUUAUCUAACUCAUCGGUAUCCAACAUUAUUUUUCUUAUUUUAAAGUUUAUUCUGAAUUCUACACUUCGUAUCAACACAGUUAAACUUAGAACUAUGGUUUAUGAAAAACGAUGAGAAUCCGCUAUCAUGUGCCAGAAAGGUAUAAGUUAUGCAAAAAAAGAGAAGUGUUGACAGUGCUGUAACUGGGAAAAUAUUUUAUUAAAUAAAACAUACCUUGGUUAUACUUUUA
Molecule: messenger RNA, 1742 nt
Organism: Lingula anatina
Lineage: Eukaryota; Metazoa; Brachiopoda; Lingulata; Lingulida; Lingulidae
Biological process (GO): proteolysis
Molecular function (GO): serine-type endopeptidase activity
Source: RefSeq, a predicted model, not a curated record